Molecule: messenger RNA, 1872 nt
Organism: Dinoponera quadriceps
Lineage: Eukaryota; Metazoa; Arthropoda; Insecta; Hymenoptera; Formicidae
Product: feline leukemia virus subgroup C receptor-related protein 2
Exons: 9
Coding region: 207-1586 (459 amino acids)
Biological process (GO): heme export; transmembrane transport
Cellular component (GO): membrane
Molecular function (GO): heme transmembrane transporter activity; heme binding
Source: RefSeq, a predicted model, not a curated record
CGCGACACUUAGUUUAUGCCGAGCGUUCCGCGAGAACGUGUUAUCUCCGUUAUCGGAGUGCCGCCGACGAGAAUAUGACAGGCCAACGCGACUCACGCCGCCUUACUCAGGAAUAAAGCGGCUCCGGCGAAAGUGGAAGGGACCGUCUUGAUUCGACUCUCGUCGCUCGUGUCGGAUUUGAUCGGUCUGAUUGACAUUUGUUGCUAAUGUUGGUCACAGAAUUGGAACAGACGCAGGUGUCGGAAAAAAUGGAAAAAAACCCCGGCGAUUACGUAAAGACCAUCGAGGCGGGCGCGUCACCGACGCAGGUGCCGGAGACGAAAAUUUACAAGAGGCGAUGGCUCGUCCUCAUCAUCUUCGUGCUGUACAGCGCGAGCAACUCGAUGCAGUGGAUUCAAUACAGUAUUAUAACGAACAUCGUAAUGCACUACUACAAUGUUACGAGCUUCCUAGUGAACAUGACAAGCAUGAUAUAUAUGAUAACGUACAUACCACUCAUAUUUCCCGCUAGUUACCUGCUCGACAAAUUCGGUCUCAGGUACGCCGUGAUCUUCGGAGCGCUCGGGACAGCUCUCGGCUCCUGGAUAAAAGUGUUCAGCGUGGCGACCGACCGCUUCUGGAUCACGUUCCUUGGUCAAAGUUUGGUGGCGGUCAGCCAAACCUUCAUCCUGUCCGUUCCAGCCCGCCUGGCGGCUGUAUGGUUCGGGCCCGACCAAGUUAGCAGCGCCUGCAGUAUCGGCGUUUUUGGCAAUCAGCUGGGCAUAGCUAUCGGUUUCCUAUUCCCGCCGAUGUUAGUGCCGAAUAACGACAACGUCUGCAUCAUCGAGAAGGGUCUGCGACUUAUGUUCUAUAUCGUCGCGGCUUUCACGACGGUCGUGCUGAUCCUCAUAUUGAUCUUCUUCAAGUCGGAACCACCUUUACCGCCCAGCCCCGCGCAAGCUGUGCAGAAGAGAGAGAACAAAGAGAACGGUGAGAAGUUUUCUCGCUCCAUCAAAAGGCUGCUCACCAAUGUCGGCUACCUGUUGCUCCUGCUCAGCUAUGGCAUCAACGUCGGCAUAUUUUACGCCAUAAGUACACUCCUGAAUCAAAUUGUUCUUCAAUACUUCCCGGGACACGAACAAGAUGCCGGCCGGAUCGGCUUGACUAUAGUUUGUGCCGGAAUGUUGGGCUCCGUUGUAUGCGGAGUUGUGUUGGAUAAGACGCAUAAAUUCAAGGAGACAACGAUAGGGGUGUACGUAUUUUCCUUCCUGGGAAUGAUAAUCUUCACUUUUACGUUGGACAGCGGUGGAAUAUACGUUAUUUACAUCACAGCUGGCAUCUUGGGCUUCUUCAUGACCGGUUACCUGCCGGUGGGCUUCGAGCUUGCCGCCGAACUCACGUACCCGGAGCCGGAAGGUACCGCGGCGGGCCUGCUGAACGCGGUGGUGCAGUUGUUCGGUAUUGCCUUUACGACGCUGUACGGUUACCUGUUCGAAAUUUGGGGCGACUUCUGGGCGAACAUCGCGCUGUGCGUGACCCUCGCACUCGGUACACUCCUCACGACCAUAAUCCCUAAUAAUCUGAGACGCCAGAACGCGAAGGCUUGACGCCCGUCGGCCCCCGAAUCGACGUAACCAGUAUCGCGGUCCGACCGGAACUUAAUUUAUUUCUCACGCGACUACGCAUCCCGUGCUAGAAGUAGUAGCGUUGUUCUUCCUGAUCACGCCGUAAAUGUCGCGUAUCUACUACAGCAGAGAGGAGGAAACUUCGUCGGUGAACUCGUCCCCCUCUCCCGAUCUUUUGUCUGUUGUUGUUAGCUGAUCUUCUUAAUCUCAGGUAAGCGGUAGUAACUAGGCGGCAUUAGGCAGCAACAAGUUAAUCCCACAAAAAAAA